Melanotaenia boesemani (Boeseman's rainbowfish) is the source of this 4192-nucleotide messenger RNA. RefSeq names its product PPFIA binding protein 1b (gene ppfibp1b). Gene Ontology annotation, molecular function: protein binding. NCBI's taxonomy places the organism in Eukaryota, Metazoa, Chordata, Actinopteri, Atheriniformes, Melanotaeniidae. The record is from RefSeq and is a predicted model, not a curated record. Gene Ontology annotation, cellular component: presynaptic active zone. The transcript is spliced from 27 exons. Bases 194 to 3109 code for a protein of 971 amino acids. Gene Ontology annotation, biological process: neuromuscular junction development.
UAACUUUUCCAACUGCCUUGUCACAUCGACAUCAUGGCGUAGCGAUGUGGAGGGACGUGGGUUCGUUCGUACUGGUGGGCACUGAAAAGUUAAGAAACAACACGCUGUGGAGUCUUGUGUAAAUGAUAGAGGAAACAAACCAAAAGAAAGUUUAAUUUUUUCAACCGUAGUUGCGGUUUGUCAGUGACUGAAGAUGAUGUCUGAUGCCAGCGACAUGUUGGCUGCUGCCCUGGAGCAGAUGGAUGGGAUAAUAGCAGGUAAAGCAUUAGAGAUGUCAAGCUCCAAGUCCUUGGACUACUCCAAUGGUUUGUUUGACUGUCAGUCACCUACCUCCCCAUUCAUGGGUAGUUUGAGGGCACUCCAUCUUUUGGAAGACCUGAGGAGUGUACUAGAGCUGAUGGACACAGAGGAACGAGAAAGUCUGCGUUGCCAGAUUCCCGACUCCACAGCUGACGGUCUGGUUGAGUGGCUCCAGGGUCAUCUGUCCAAUGGUCACAUUUCUUUGGCUGGAGGCGACCAUUACCAGGAAAGACUUUCCCGACUAGAGAGUGAUAAAGAGUCUCUGGUGCUUCAGGUGAGUGUGCUGACCGACCAGGUGGAGGCGCAGGGUGAAAAAAUCCGGGAUUUGGACUUGUGUUUGGAUGAGCACAGGGAGAAACUCAAUGCCACUGAGGAGAUGCUUCAACAGGAGCUUCUUUGCAGAACUGCUCUGGAAACUCAGAAGCUUGAACUCAUGUCUGAAGUGUCAAACCUCAAACUGAAGCUUGGUUCUAUGGAGAAGGAGAGACUGGACUUUGAUGACCGAUUUAGGGAUAGCGAGGAUUUGAUUCUUGAAAUCAAUGAGCUGCGGUACAGAUUGACUGACCUGGAGAAUGAAAAAUUACAGUACGAAAAGAAACUUAAAACCACAAAGGAGGAGCUUGCCAUGCUGAGGAGGCAGCUGGAGGGCAAAGAUGGAGAGAUGAGGAGACUACAGGAUGAGGCAGGCUUUAAAUCCAUCACCGUGAGCAGUGUAGAUCCCACAGAGAGAGUCUCUCAUCCAGAUGAAACUCUUAGAAAGAGGCUGAAAGAAAAACAUGUGGAAGUGCAAAGAAUGAAAAAGGCUGUUGAGUCCUUGAUGGCAGCAAAUGAAGAAAAGGAUCGCAAGAUUGAGGAGCUGAAGCAGUCGCUUCUGCGGUACAAGAAAGUCCAAGACAUGGUGAUGUCGGUACAAGGGAAAAAAGAGAAAACUAAAGAGGACGAGCAAGUUGAGAGUUCUGGUAAUGGAUCCAGUGCAGUCUUCUCUAUCAACACCAUGAAUGUGGAAUAUGAACAACAAGAAGUUGCAGGUGCUGAACAACUGAGAAGGAAGAGCCCAGAUGAGAUGGAGAGGUUUAAUGGACAUGGAGAAGAGCCUUCACCUACUCCCAGUGCUUCCGUUCCAGAGCAAAUAAUGGAGUCCACACCUACAGAUCUAGAAAGCAUCCAGGACACCGACAGAACUGAGGGUCAGGAACAUUUGGAUGGAAACAAUGAUGAAAAGAUCAGAGAUGAAGAAAGCAGCAAGAUGAGCGAAAAGCCUCCUAAAGGUUCCUCUGCCACCUUGCCUGCCACCACAGAAGACGACAGCUUUGGCACAAGAAAGGCUCGCUCAUCUUUUGGUAAAGGCUUCUUCAAGAUCCGUGGAGGCAAGAAAACAACCAAUAGUCCCAACCUCGACCGCAGCAGGAGUGCAAGUGCCCCUAUGCUAGCUGAAACAGAGGGACAGGGCACUGAUCAUCUGGAUCUUGCUGGACUGCCGCAGAGGUCAUCUAACAGUGACAGCACACACACACUUCCUACGACACCAGAGAACAGGAAGAAAUCUAAAGGAAUAAAAAAACUAUUUGGGAAGCUUAAGAGGAGCCAAUCAACCACGUUUAACCUGGAUGACAACCUGCCAGAGGGUGAGUUCAAGCGGGGUGGAGUGCGUGCCACUGCAGGACCAAGACUGGGCUGGUCCCGUGACCUCCAGCGAGUCAACAAUGAUGUGGAUGCUCCCUUUGCACGCUGGUCCAAGGAUCAGGUUUGUGACUGGCUGCAGGAACAGGGUCUUGGUCUUUAUGUGAACAUGGCUCGUGUCUGGGUUUCCUCUGGACAGACUCUACUACAGGCUUCACAACAAGACCUCGAGAGGGAGCUGGGUAUCAAACACCCGCUGCACAGGAAGAAGCUGCAACUGGCUCUGCAGGCCCUCGGGUCAGAGGAGGAGGAUAAUAAGGGAAAGCUGGACUACAACUGGGUGACAAGAUGGCUGGAUGAUAUCGGCCUGCCUCAGUAUAAGACCCAGUUUGAUGAGGGCAGAGUGGAUGGGCGCAUGCUGCACUACAUGACCGUGGAUGACCUGCUUUCUCUGAAAGUGGGUAGUGUCCUGCAUCACCUCAGUAUCAAGAGAGCCAUUCAAGUUCUGCGACUCAACAAUUAUGAGCCCAACUGUUUGCGUCGCAGGCCAUCAGACGAGAACAAUAUUUCACCUGCAGAGAUUUCCCAGUGGACCAACCACAGGGUGAUGGAGUGGCUUCGCUCCGUGGACCUUGCUGAAUAUGCUCCCAACCUAAGAGGCAGCGGGGUCCAUGGUGGACUGAUGGUUCUGGAGCCACGGUUCAAUGUGGAGACCAUGGCUCUGCUACUGAAUAUCCCCCCCAACAAGACUCUGCUAAGGCGCCACCUUGCCACACAUUUCAGUCUGCUCAUUGGCUCAGAGGCCCAGCAGCUCAAGCAAGAGUGUCUUGAGAAUCCAGACUACACUUUGCUUACUGCCACCACCAAAGUCAAGCCAAAGAAACUGUCGUUUGGUAAUUUUGGCAGUCUGAGAAAGAAAAAGCAGGAUGAGAACGAGGAGUAUGUGUGUCCGAUGGACGUGGAGAUGCCAAAGGGACGAAGCUUCCAGAAAGGCUUUGAGCUGCAAAUCUAUGAGGACGACCUGGACCGGCUAGAACAGAUGGAGGACUCGGAGGGAACAGUGAGACAGAUCGGAGCUUUCUCUGAGGGAAUUCAGAAUCUCACAAGCAUGCUGAAAGAUGAUGAAUUCUUUAAAGAGAUUUCAAACUCGCCGAACCCCAGUGUGACAGAUGAGGACUCCAAUGCAUGAGGCUGUCAGCAUCAGACCUGGUCCUGCUGUGAAUGAAACUCUGUGCCAACCCUCUCCACUUGCACACAGAUUACUCUCAGCAAACAUCAAUAAAGUUCCCAUUUUUCCUUUUAGUGUUACAUUCAAAGAAGAGCCAGCAGUAUUACAGCAUCUGUCUUUUUCUCAGUUUUAAACCAUGGUGUUGUAAAAGCCUUCACAAGCCUCCGUUGCUAUCAUCUGGUGUUAGAGGUAACAUUUAGGAGAACGCCACUGUUUGCCUGCCAGCUGGUUUCUGGAAAUAUUUAGUACUCGAUUACUUAUGGACACUGUUCUGGCUCUCAUAGAACAGAAGUGUCAACCAGCAGGAAAAUGACACCAAGAAAAUGCCAAUAUAGAUUUAAUAUAUACACAUUUUGACUGUGGAGGUUUUGGAAAAAGAUUGACUUCAUAGAAGUAGAAAACUUCAUAGAAGUAAUGAGAGUAUAGCCCUAUUUUCUCUCUCUUUUUUUAAAUUAGUGUAAAGUAAUAACUUUGCAACAGCUGCUAUGUUUUUUCUACACAACUGAACCUUGCUAAUUAAAUGAUAUUGAUCUUGUAUUUUAUUAUUUUCUAAAGACUUUGACUUGUACCCAUGCAUUUGCACAUAUACACACACUACAAAACCUAACGAAUUUCAUUGUAUUGACAUUUAAAAGUCAUUCAGAAGAGUUUAUUUCUUUUGUUUUUAUCAUAAAAGGAUUUUGGAAACCUGUUGUCCGAUGUUUUUAUUUUAGCAUUAUGAUGAGAUAAAAUAAUGAUGCAACUCAACUCUCAACCAUAUCUCUAAAUAUAAUUUUUUAAAACUUGUAUAGUGAAUUUAAGUACAAUAAAUGGGAUCAAAACAGAUUUUAUUGAACUUUACAAAUAAACUGCCAGAUGCUGGAAGCCGUGUUACUACACAAAUCAUGGCUCCAACUGUAAAGAAGUAAUAAGUCGACCACAAUUUAUAUCGUAACUCGGAUGUGAAAGCUGGAAAUGUGUGAACAUGUACUAAUGUGCUUUUUGUAACAAGAUGAAAAUAUGUUGAAGGAGCCUUUAAUAGGUCUAACUUGGCAUGUUUUUGAA